CUCUCUUUGUCUGAGCAGCUUAACUCUACUUUCCUCUCUGCAGCAGUUCAGCAGCAAAGUCAUGGGAAAUUCACCACCAACUCCUCGGCGUCCUCCAGUCCGACGUUAUUCUCCACCACCACCUCCUUCUCCCACUUUUAGAACUCCGUGGAGAAAGUUAGAGUGGAGAAACACUCAGUAUGAUCUGCAGUACGUGAAGGAUUUUAAACCUGAACGAGAUGCAGUGAGACAACUCCGAGUUUUGCUCUAUGGGCCAGUCGGUGCUGGAAAGUCCAGCUUCAUCAAUUCUGUCAGCUCUGUUGUACGAGGGAAAAUUGUCAAUACAGCGCUGGCCAGUGCGACAAACUACGAAGGAGCAAGUUUCACCAAAAAGUAUGAAACCCAUAAAAUCAGGAAAGAAAGCUGGAACAGCUAUUACCCCUUUGUCUUCAAUGACAUCAUGGGUGUGGAGGAAGGCAGUGGGAGAGGAGUCAGAGUGGAAGACAUCAAACUGGCCAUGAUGGGACACGUGAUGGAGAAUUACACGUUCAACCCUGUAUCCUCGCUGUCUCCUUCUGAUUCUGGCUACAACGCUGCACCAUCUCUGGAUGACAGAGUCCAUGUUCUGGUUUGUGUCUGUUCUGGAAACACAGCAGAUAUUUCAGACUCAGUUUUAAAGAAGAUGAGGGAGAUCAGAGAAGCAGCCAGCGACCUGGGUAUUCCCCAACUGCUUAUUGUCACCAAACUUGAUGAAGCCUGUCCUGAAACUGAAAGGGACCUGCAGAACAUCUACAAGAGCAAGUUUGUAAAGAAAAAGUUGACGCAGCUCAGCUGUGAACUGGGGAUUCCACUCAACUGCAUCCUUCCUGUGAAGAACUACAGUCAUGAAACCAGCCAGGAUGCAGAUGUUGAUGCUCUGAUCCUGAACGCUCUGAGACUCAUUCUUGACUUUGGAAAUGACUUCAUUGAGAAAUUGUAAACCUGCAGAAAAUGGUGCUGUCAUACACGACAAAGUUGACAUUGUAGAGAAUUGCUUUUUCAUUUAUGUCUAAAUACAUUUCUCCUCAGGUUAAAGAACCCAUAAGCUGUGGAUUCAUUAUGCUGAUUCCGUUUUCCGAAUGUGCAACAUGCAGUCGAUACGUUGGAUAUCGCUACAUAUUUAAAUUUAGGUUCAGAUCCUUCUCAGCACACGGCUCGAUUUAACAUGUGCUGGAUUGAAAUUUGAUACAACAAUCAUUUCAACACAAAAAUUGCAGGUUUCAAUCAAAGAGAAUUUGUAGAAAAAAAUGAUUGUUGCACAAGUGAGUUUCAUUUUUAGUUAAAGCAUGUUCAUGUUAUCUGAACAGUGAAUUAAUUUGCCAAUAAUUUUUUCAAUAAAAUCUGUUAAAAAAAAAAAAAAAAAAAAAAAGAGGAGGUGUGAGGAGGUAAAUUGACUGUGCUGCAAAUAGCAAAUAUAAAGACAAGGAGUUGCUGAUCAUUACAAUGUGAUAUAAAGAAGUCUGUUUUUGCUUUUCAUUUAUUUUCUGAGACUUGCUGACAUAAGCAUCCUAGUAAAGUUGAUUCAGUUUGAAAAUACUCAUAAAGCAUCACACCACAGAGAAUUUUGUCCUACAAGACAUCUUUAAGGACCCUUUACAAGCAAAACUGUGAUAUCCAAGCACUAGAAACCAUUAAAGUGUUAAGUUUGAAGUGGAAAUAUAGAAAAACAUGGCAACGCUUGAAAUGUAUGAACCAAGAAUUAUAUAAUUUGAACAAUAAAAUAUCGAAGACAAACAUUA
Amphiprion ocellaris (clown anemonefish) is the source of this 1757-nucleotide messenger RNA. Its product is annotated as interferon-induced protein 44-like. The transcript is spliced from 9 exons. NCBI's taxonomy places the organism in Eukaryota, Metazoa, Chordata, Actinopteri, Pomacentridae. Bases 62 to 958 code for a protein of 298 amino acids. The record is from RefSeq and is a predicted model, not a curated record.